Messenger RNA from Perca fluviatilis (European perch), 1432 nucleotides. It is a transcript of the gene ppp1r27b, whose product is annotated as protein phosphatase 1, regulatory subunit 27b. The transcript is spliced from 3 exons. NCBI's taxonomy places the organism in Eukaryota, Metazoa, Chordata, Actinopteri, Perciformes, Percidae. The coding region runs from base 199 to 720 and encodes 173 amino acids. Gene Ontology annotation, molecular function: phosphatase binding. The record is from RefSeq and is a predicted model, not a curated record.
CACGGCGUGGCCUGCUGAUACACGGGGGGGACGACACUGGACAGCAAGAGAGCCACACUAAGAAGCACUGCUUGAUCCUUCUGCAGGAAACAGCUACUGUGAUUUCUGAAGACUUGAAGAAAGUAGAAGUUAAUAUUCGUAAAAGUGUUGCUGGAUUUGACCAGUUUUUUUUUCUUCUUCCAGCGAGACCAAAGGUAAAUGGAUAUUCUGAACAGGAUGAAGUACUACAAAUGCCCCGUGUCCCAGACCAUGGGAAUCAAGGCUUACAGCCGGGACUGUGGCGUCCCAGUCAGCUGCAAGAGCGCCGCUUCUCUGAAGCCAAUCCGCAAUGUGCACUUCCCAAACGACAUUGUUUUCCAGGACUACGUGCGACACGGCGAGCUGGAGAGGAUUGGACUUUUCAUCCGAGCCAGGAGAGUCAGCCUGAACACCAUCUACCCCUCCGGCAUGGCUGCCAUCCAUGAGGCCGUCCUGUCGGGGAACCUGGAGUGUGUGAAGCUGCUGCUCCACCACGGAGCGGAUAUCCACCAGAGGGACGAGGAGGGGUGGACCCCACUGCACAUGGCCUGCAGCGACGGCUUCCCUCACAUUGCUCGCUACCUGCUGUCGCUGGGGGCCGACCCUGAGCUGGAGAACGACUGCGGGGAGAAGCCUGCCGACCUCAUUGAGCUGGACAACAAGGAGCUGCAGGAGCUCUUCGGGCUGGCCAUCAGUGACUGAGUUCAGGGGUGUCGGACUGGGGGUGAAAGGGGGACGGAGAACCCAGGGCCCUCGGGUGAGGAAGGGCCCAAAAAGAUGCUAAAAUGAAUACCUGUGGAUGUGGGGAGGGGCCCAUAGAGAAUGCCUUUCUACAGGGCCCAGAAUUUUGUGCUACACCCCUGACUGAGAUCACGUUGCCUUUUAAAGCCACAAACUGGUCUGAAUGCUACUGGCCAGUCAGCCGACUGUUCUGUAGGGGUGGACACAAAAGGACACAGUCGGUCCAGCAUCCUGCUUUAGUGAGCUGCCUGAGCUCUGGGGGAGGAAGGCUGUGGAUGUCUGGCGGACGUAGGGCUGGCAGCCGAUUGGCUGCCUCCUGAAUGGAGGGAACUUCUGCUGGCAGGGGCUGCCCCCUGAUCUCCAGCAGUACAGAUUGACUGUAUUCUGCCGGAGCUUCUGGUCCUUUCAUGCUGUAAUGAACUGAAGGAAUCAUUUAGAUUUUUGAUUUGAUCUGGCAUGUCGCUUCUGAACGCUGUGAAACUUGAAACUGUUGUUUCAACGUCGGCUCAUUAGCACCUGAAAGCUAACAUUAGCGUGGGCUGACUGCCUUACUAACAAAUAUGUUUACACGUUUGAACGUUUUUUAUACUUUUGGACUCAGUUUACUGUAGUCAUUAGUCGUUGUUUAGGCUUUUUAUACUUUUUAAAAUAAAAAAAAAAGUGUAUCAAACAA